Aspergillus candidus is the source of this 1144-nucleotide messenger RNA. RefSeq lists its product as uncharacterized. The transcript has 8 exons. NCBI's taxonomy places the organism in Eukaryota, Fungi, Ascomycota, Eurotiomycetes, Eurotiales, Aspergillaceae. Bases 89 to 1060 code for a protein of 323 amino acids. The record is from RefSeq and is a predicted model, not a curated record.
GAGGUGACAGCCAUGACAACCCUUUUUAAUCAGCCCGACAGGUCUGGAAUAUAGACCCGCCCACGAUGAAUUCUCCUGCUUGACCCUCAUGCUGGCCCUUCCCGACAAUCCGCUGCUGCAAAUAAACCUGAGCACUCAAAUUCUAUGCUACAUUUUCGUAACGUUGCCGGUGGCGUUUAGGCUGGUGAUUUGGAGAGAAAUAGGACGGCCCUUUGGCGUUGAAGAUGUGACUUGCUUUGUUGCCUGGCUCUUGUUUAUGGGCUAUUAUGGUUUCACUGGCGGUGCAGAAGGAAUGGCUGGUCUGAGCGUCAAUCAGAUUGAAACUAGCUUCAAGAUCUCCUAUGUGUCAACCAUAUUCUAUGCGCCCUUGGCGCUCUUUGUUAAGGCCACUCUGCUGCUGGUGUUGGCCAAAGUUUGGAGGCCCUUCCGGAGCAUCAUAGUAGUCGAUAUCAUUCUUGGCCUAAUUGUGUCCUACUACAUCGCAAUACUUUUCGUCAAGACCUUUAUCUGCUGGCCGAUCUCAGCGUACUGGACGAAGUUGACGAGGCCAGGCGGACAGUGCCUCAAUCGUCGCGCAGUGAUCAUUGCAGAUUCCCUCAUUAGCGUGAUCUCCGACAUUGCGAUCUUGGUGCUUCCUAUUAUCUUCACCUGGUCAUUGCACAUGUCUUUGAAGAUAAAGGUGAAGGUGAUCGCACUCCUGGGGUUAGGCGGUAUUGCUGUAGGUUUCAGCCUAUAUCGCCUGGUUCUAGUCAUCUUGAAUGGAGAUGACCCAGAACAGACAUUAUUCUUCCUGAGGGUUCUAUUAUCCGGAAAUGCCGAGGGAGGGAUCGGCCUCAUAUGCGCUUGUCUGCCAGCUCUAAGCAAGUAUAUAACUCGUCGGAGGGCGAGGACGUUAUCCUCGACAAACCGACCGACAAAACAGGCACGGAUCCCACUACGACGUAUCAAUGAUGGAUCCGAGAGCUACGAUAGCGUUGAUGCAUCGUUCCAGAGCCCCCUGGAAACCGACGCCUGGCCAGGCUCCGCGGAAUCCCCACAGUUGAAUGCGCGCCCAAUAUGAGCUCAUUACCCGAAAGAGUGCCUUUUCACACAAUAUCAAUGGACCUUCAAACAAAACAUCGGUUACAUUCGAGACCGACUUCCU